CGCGGGGCGCCCUCUGCACUGACGCCAAAUAAACACCGGUUAGCGGCUAGUGCUCCCAUAUCCCAGGCCCCAGCCCGCCAUAAUUUUCUUUUUGGCUUUGCUAACGGCGGCUGUAAACAAUUCUAGUUGUCUUUGGUGGUGUAAAUAAUAUAAUCUUAAAAUGUCUGAUGAUGGAUCCACUGUGGUAGAGAAGAAAGGACGCGGUAGACCUAAGUCUAAUGGUACACAAUCGGAAACUAAAGGAGAUUCUAAGAAGAGAGGUAGACCUCCAGCGGCUGCAGCUAAGACUAAGGAGUCCAAGAAUUCAUCUGAUGAUGAACAGGCACCGGCCGUUAAAAGAGGAAGGGGCAGACCUAAGGGUUCCAAGAAAAAGAUGGCAGCUUCUAAAGCAAAGAGUGCUUCUGGUGAAGGACGAGGUCGCGGCAGACCACGUAAGGAUGUAGCUCCACCCAAGAAAGAUGCAGCAACAUCUGAAGAAGACCAAGAAGAUGAAGAAGAGGAAGAGGGCUCUGACCAGUAAACUUGAUUGUUCAUCAACAACUCGCUCUUAGUGUAAUUUGUUUCUCAUUAUAACCCCCCUCUGUGCAUCUUAAUUUCUGGUGUUAUUGACAUCCUGUGUGAUGUUAUUUAGCUUUUGCUAUCUUGUGGGGGUUAUCAUGACAACACAAGUCUUAAGAUUUCUCCCAAACUUUAUUCAUGUGAGGAUAUUUAAAGAAAUUAUUAUUAGCAGAUUUAAGAAGUCCUUUUUGUGAUUAUAUUGCAUUUACUUGAACUAUUUUACACAAUAGAACUGUCUUGCAUGGCUAAAUUUUGGGUUGAUUUAGCUCUCCCUAGAAACGUACAACUUUAAGAUAUAAUUUGUAAGAUCCUUUUUUUGUAGAUGUAUUCUAUUUCUAUUAUUAUAGGUAUUUUGUAAUCAUCUGAUUUAUAUUGUAAGAAUCAAUACAAUUUUGUAGAUUUAUUCCUUUUGACUCAAAAGUCAAGUAUUAUUUUCUUUAAUUAAAUAAAUAUUUCAUUAUAA
This is a messenger RNA of Pararge aegeria (speckled wood butterfly), 1021 nucleotides long. It is a transcript of the gene Hmga, whose product is annotated as high mobility group protein HMG-I/HMG-Y-like. The coding region runs from base 161 to 520 and encodes 119 amino acids. The record is from RefSeq and is a predicted model, not a curated record. Gene Ontology annotation, cellular component: nucleus; chromatin. Lineage: Eukaryota; Metazoa; Arthropoda; Insecta; Lepidoptera; Nymphalidae. Gene Ontology annotation, molecular function: DNA binding. Gene Ontology annotation, biological process: regulation of DNA-templated transcription. The transcript has 4 exons.